Messenger RNA from Arvicanthis niloticus (Nile rat), 6715 nucleotides. The record is from RefSeq and is a predicted model, not a curated record. Lineage: Eukaryota; Metazoa; Chordata; Mammalia; Rodentia; Muridae.
UCGGGUGGCCCCGCCCUCGCGUGACGGCCGGACCGGGAAUUGGCAGCGGCGCUGCAGCCAUUUCCGGUUUCGGAGAGGUGGGUGCGGUGCGGAGCGGGAGUUGGCGCCGCCGCCGCCGCCGCCGCCGCCUCCAGAGCCUGUCCUGCUGCCGGGUGCUGCCGGGAGGAUGCGGCCGGAGCCCGGAGGCUGCUGCUGCCGCCGCCCGAUGCGGGCGAACGGCUGCGUGAAGAACGGGGAAGUGAGGAACGGGUACUUGAGGAGCAGCACCGCCACCGUCGCGGCUGCCGGCCAGAUUCAUCAUGUUACAGAAAAUGGAGGAUUGUACAAAAGACCGUUUAAUGAAGCUUUUGAAGAAACACCCAUGCUGGUUGCUGUGCUCACAUAUGUGGGCUAUGGCGUACUCACCCUCUUUGGAUAUCUUCGAGAUUUCUUGAGGCACUGGAGAAUUGAAAAGUGCCACCAUGCAACAGAAAGAGAAGAACAAAAGGACUUUGUGUCCUUGUAUCAGGAUUUUGAAAACUUCUAUACAAGGAACCUCUACAUGAGAAUCAGAGACAACUGGAAUCGACCUAUCUGUAGUGUGCCUGGAGCCAAGGUGGAUAUCAUGGAGAGACAAUCUCAUGACUAUAACUGGUCAUUCAAGUACACAGGGAAUAUAAUUAAAGGUGUAAUAAACAUGGGUUCCUACAACUAUCUUGGAUUUGCGAGGAACACUGGAUCAUGUCAGGAAGCAGCUGCUGAAGUUCUCAAGGAGUAUGGAGCAGGAGUGUGCAGCACUCGUCAAGAAAUUGGAAACCUGGACAAGCAUGAAGAACUAGAGAAACUGGUAGCAAGGUUCUUAGGUGUGGAAGCUGCUAUGACCUAUGGCAUGGGAUUUGCAACAAAUUCAAUGAACAUUCCUGCUCUUGUUGGCAAAGGUUGCCUGAUUCUGAGUGAUGAGCUGAACCAUGCAUCACUGGUUCUAGGAGCCAGACUGUCGGGAGCAACCAUUCGAAUCUUCAAACACAAUAAUAUGCAAAGCUUGGAGAAGCUUUUAAAAGAUGCCAUUGUUUAUGGUCAGCCUCGGACAAGAAGGCCCUGGAAGAAAAUCCUAAUCCUCGUGGAAGGCAUAUAUAGCAUGGAGGGGUCUAUUGUUCGCCUUCCUGAAGUGAUUGCUCUCAAGAAGAAAUACAAGGCGUACUUGUAUCUGGAUGAGGCUCACAGCAUUGGGGCUCUUGGCCCUUCAGGGCGAGGUGUGGUAGAUUACUUUGGCCUGGAUCCUGAGGAUGUAGAUGUUAUGAUGGGGACAUUCACAAAGAGCUUCAGUGCUUCCGGAGGAUACAUUGGAGGCAAGAAGGAGCUGAUAGACUACCUUCGCACACAUUCUCACAGUGCUGUGUAUGCCACGUCGAUGUCACCACCUGUGAUGGAGCAGAUCAUCACCUCCAUGAAGUGCAUCAUGGGGCAGGAUGGCACCAGUCUAGGCAAAGAAUGUAUACAACAGUUGGCUGAGAACACCAGGUAUUUCAGGAGACGGCUGAAGGAGAUGGGGUUCAUCAUCUAUGGCAAUGAAGACUCUCCGGUGGUGCCUUUGAUGCUCUACAUGCCGGCCAAAAUUGGCGCCUUUGGAAGAGAGAUGCUGAAGCGGAACAUUGGUGUCGUUGUGGUGGGAUUCCCUGCCACCCCCAUCAUUGAGUCCAGAGCCAGGUUUUGCCUGUCAGCAGCUCAUACCAAAGAAAUACUUGACACGGCUUUGAAGGAGAUAGAUGAAGUUGGGGAUCUGCUGCAACUGAAGUACUCUCGCCACCGGCUGGUGCCUCUGCUGGACAGGCCCUUCGAUGAGACUACCUAUGAGGAGACAGAAGACUGAGCCUUUCUGGUGCUCCCUCGAGGGGGAUACUUCCUCCCAGGACAGUGUGUGGCCUUUCUGAGCCACUUCCAGGAACCAUGCUUCAGUGACCACUUCACGGGAAAGACAUUUCCGAAGCUACUGAAGGUGGCCACGUCCACUCCAAAUGGCAUUUUGUAAAUAGUAAAAACCAAACUGCUUCACAUUCUUUCUUUGUUUGCUGAGCCUCACACACACCCCCACACACGAUUACUUUGUGCAUUAAAAAAUGUUUUAUUUUAUAACUAUUCUACUUGUGAAAUCACACUGACCCUUGCCUGUGGCUUCUGAAACAGGCAUUCCCGGCUGCAGUCACCUCAUAGGCUUGGAUCCAUCAAGACCUACUUCAGGCCCUGGCUUUCCAGCCUCGAGACUCACUGGCCCCCUCCCUAGGGAGCAAGUGCCUUCUGCUGACUUCCCGCCCAGGUCUCAGAGGUUGCCCCCCCCUUUAAUCUCUCUUUAGCCAGGCAAGUUAGUCGACCAAAGCAUUCUGUCUUUAGUCUUAAGGUAAAUGUUGCCAAGGCCAGGAGCCUUGUGUGACCCCCCUGGCCAAGGACCUCCUAAGACUGGCCUCUCUUUUUUCGUUCUGUUCACCAAAUAAUUUAUCCGUUAUCAGCUCUUCCUUCAUACGGUCGGUCAUAGGCUGAAGAUGUGUCCAACAUUUUGGUUCUCCCCAAGAUCCAGCCCUAAUGCUUCCCACCUCCAAAGUUACAACAGUCUCUUGCUGGUUCUGGGUCCAAAUUAAGAUCUGGCCUAAUAAAGUCAAGUGUUAGUCAGUCCUUUGCUCAUGUUCUGCUUACACCGUUAGUGGUGUAAGUCUGACUCACAGGAACAGUGCUCUUCCAAAGCUCGGUUCUUCUGCUCCUCCUGCACUAAGAAGAUUUUGCCCAGUAUCUUGGCUGGCUUUUCUUGUGCUUCCAUUGUAUUUUACCCCCUUUGAGGAAUUCUGAUCAAAUACCUCUUUCUUAAACUGGAAUAGCCUCUGUUUUCGUCACCAACCAGGUCAGGGACUUCAUUCAGAGCUUUGCAUUGCUUGACCAAAGACCACAUCUGAAGAGCACCAUUUUAAAGUUAAUUUUUUUCUUUUGACCAAAGCUUAAUUGAAGAGAACGUUUGGCUUUAUUGUACUGAAGAUGAAUUUGUGUUUUAGUAGUGAUCAAGUGUUACAAACAAGGAUUGGGAACAGAAUGGGGGAAAAACAGAACAGAAAAAAACCUGUUUAGAAGUACAUUUUGUAUGUCAUUCUUUAAAGUUAUUCUUAUUACUGAUAGAUGCCUAAACCAAGUUCUUCUGGAGACCUGUCAGCUGUAGGUACAUGGAAGAGAAGAUAAGCAGUUAUCGUUUGUGAAUCUCUGUUUCCAUGCCCUGGAUCUGUUAUCUUUGGCCCUCUUGGCAUCUGUGAGCUUUCAGCCUUUGAGAUGUUCUAAGGUUGUUAUGUGGAGUUUUUAAAGAAUAGAAAUGGGUGAACAGACUGGGUGUGGUAACCUCAGAAGGCAGAGGUAGUAGGCUGAUCUCAGUUUGAGGUCUACAUAGAGUUCCAGGAUAGCCUGGUCUGCAUCGUGAAACCUGGAGGGUGCGGGGAGAGAGAGAGAGAGAGAGAGAGAGAGAGAGAGAGAGAGAGAGAGAGAGAGAGAGAGAGAGAGAGAGAGAGAGAGAAUAUGAGAAUGAGAAUUACAUGUAUAAAGAUUCCAUAUCUAAGUCCUAUAAAGCUCAAACACCUUCCUCACUUUCUCCCUGUAGAAUCCCACUGGAAUACCAAGUAUUUUACACAGCACUUACUAUUUAAUGAUAUAGACAUAGGGCUUGCAAAAGUAACAAACCUUAAGCAAUGACCAUGCCUGCUAGUCUCUUAGCUUACAUAAAAUCACUUCAAAUUAAAUGCUAUUUCAGGCAUCUAAAUUUUUCUGUAUGUAUCUCUUGGUUGGUGCAAAGUUUGUUUCAGGCUAAAUGUAACUAAGUUAAAGUUUUUUUGUUUUGUUAUUGUUGUUUGUUUGGUUUUUUUCUUGUUUGUUUUGAAAAGGCAAAGCCCCUGUGAUCUACCCAUGAUCUCUACUUUCUAGAGGACAAGAUGGUUUUUACACUAUAUGUGGCUGGUUAAUUAUAAAUCUGUAAUAGAAAUCCCUGGCCCUGUCACGUCAUAGGUGAUUAUCUAAAAUUCGGAGGAGAUAAGAGUGUGUGUUAGUCUGACAUUUGAAAGUGAGUAGAGAUCUGGGCCUUAGAUAGAUUCAGGCAUACAUAAGUCAGCCAUCACCACCAAAGCCAACUGUACUGUGCCUCAUGCUUCUUAUCAUUGUAAGACCCACUUCACAGCUCACAUCAGGAACCAGAAGAUAACCAGAAUCAUGCAGAAGAUUUGGCCCAAGGGGCAAGGGCAGUGAAUGUCUCCCCUUUAUAGUAUCCUUGUUUAAAGAAUCCAGCCCUUGGAGCUGGAAGAGAUGGCUCAGCAGUUGGGGACACUGACUGCUUUUUCAGAGAACACGGGUUCAAAUCCCAGGACCCAUAUGGCAGCCCACAACUGUAACUCCAAGAUUUGACAUUCUCACAUAGACAUACAUGUAGGCAAAAUACAUAAAAUAAAGGUAAAAAAAAAAUUUAAAUGGGGGGUGGGGGGGGCAGUAGCCAGCCCUCUUCUGGCCCAGGCAGACUUUCAAAAUGAGCUGCUUCCUUCCGUAUGGCCUCAUUUGUAGCCCAUGCCCUCUCAUAGGCUGAAGGGUAGAACAUCGUCACAGAGCUCUGCCUCUGAUCCUUUAUUCUUCAUUCUGUAUCUUCUUGGUGGUUGGGAUUUGGCCUCCAGAGAAGACUGACAAGUGCUGGUGCAGCGUUUGGGGAGCUGUAGGACAGACAGCCUGCUCCUUGCAUGCACAACCAUGCACUUCAGUGUUUUUUCUCUUAUUAGUUAAGGGCAUCCAUAUCUGAGUCUCUGAUGACUGGCAGGAUAUAGCCACAUUACCUGGUGUGUAAUAUAUCUUGCAAAAAGCAGAAUAAACAUCUGGCUUAGAUUUCUUGCCUUUUUGGACAAAGUGGGAAAUGAUACCUGCUACCACCUGUUUUUCCAAAUUGAUGAAUCUACCUAAUUACAGUAUUUUGACAAAACCCAUAGACAUGUAAAUAAAUGGUUGCCAUGGUGAUGGUGCACACCUGUAAUCCCAAUACUCAGAAUACAGAUGUAAGAGUAUUUUCUAGGAUUCUAGAUUAUCUGGUGUUACAAAGUGAGACUCUCUCCAGAAAGAACAACAACAAAAAAGAGGGUGGAUUGCUAUAACUUCAUGCCAGGAUGCUGUUUUCCCAGUGUUCUAGUUAAGACACAGCUAGGUGUGUCUCUUUACUUCCAGUAUGGAGUUAGUUAGGGAAAGGAGAGCAGUCAGUGGUUUUUCCUCCCUGAGCUGUGUUGAUCAGGAGCUGUAUUUCUUACAGAUGAAAUCACCUUGGCCUGGGGCUAUGAAGGGAGGGGUUUAUGGAAAUCAGCAUUCUGCUUGGCAGUUUAUCAAAGGAUCUGUUGCUCCUCCCACCCCCAGUUCCAGAACCUAUGGAUGUUAUUCCCUGCUUAACAGUAAACUCAGUGCCCAGCAGGUAUCUUAAUCCAUUAAACCAGUCAAUCACAAUACCUUCCAUGUGGAGAAAAGCAUGUCCUUCCUCCCCUCUGCUUUACCCACAUGAAAUGUGUGCUUGGGCUUCUAGCCUGCAAAAAGGGUUCAGAGAAAGGUCCACCAGUGAUCCUCUCUCUUGCCUACCAAAGGCUAUUUCUGUUGUCGUUUUCAGUGGCUUCUGUUUCCCAAGAUGCUUUUUGCUGUAGAUUGAAAGGUUUCUAGGAGGAAGGAAACACAGGAACCUGCUUAAGCCCUGGUGAUGAGCAUUUUCAUCUUCGCAGAGUCUGAAGAUUCACGUCCACAGUUGACCCUUAGGAGCAGCUUGGUGGAGGUCGGGGUGUUUACUUGUUUACUCUGGUGUGGCCUUAAACUACUGUUUCUAGUGUGAUGAAUUAUAAUAAGCCAACCCUGAAGGAUGCUGUGGCUCUUGUCCCCGUGCCACUGUUUUAAGGAAGCAAUGCCUAAAGCUUUGUUCUUUGGGAGCAGUUGUUGGAGAUGGAAUGAAAGGUGCUUGCAGGAACAGCACCCUGAUGUGCUCGGUGUCUGUUUCCUGUGCCCUCUGCACUCUCCAUGUGCAAGGAACUUCAGUUAAAGUCCAGCACAAGUCCCAGGUAAUUCUUGUACAGAUCCUGAUUGACUUGCGUAGGCCUUCCAACUGAGUAGAGGAUGAACCACCAAGUGUGGUGGAGUUACCUUACUGUUUGACAUUGUAUGUCAGGUUUAGUUUAGCCAAGAGUUGGAAUUGAGAUCUUCCUUGCUGGUUUGUUCUUCACGGGACUCAGAAACCUCUCCUGUUAGUUUAGCCUGCAUGCCCACAGUCUUGAUGAUCCCUCUCUGUACAAAGGCAGCUAACAACAAGGGAUGGGGGAAAGAGAAGAGAACAGGUAUCUAUGGGAGAGUUCAGUUAGGGUGGUCUUGUUGACCCACAUUUCUCCAGUGGCCAAGUAACUGUAGGCUGGAGUCUUCAAGGUGUACUGUGAUGCUAACCCUUUUUUCAUUGUAAUGUUCUUAUCAUCUGGGAAUGUGAGAUUUUCAAUUUUAGUAAUGUCUUACAAAUAAUCACUCUUCUGUAGCCUCCUACCUUCUUGCCAGAAUUUUUUUUUUUUUAAUUACAUUUUAUAUCGGAUGACUGUGAAGCUAUACAUAGUAGGUUGUGGAGGAUAUCAAUUUUCAGAGUGCAUGUUAAGAAGUAAAGUGGACCUACUUGAGAUGAAUCAUCCCACAAAUAUUGUUUUGCCCUAAUAAAAUAUUUAGAAAUAGA